Messenger RNA from Heterostelium album PN500, 984 nucleotides. RefSeq lists its product as uncharacterized. The transcript is spliced from 4 exons. Lineage: Eukaryota; Evosea; Eumycetozoa; Acytosteliales; Acytosteliaceae. The record is from RefSeq and is a predicted model, not a curated record. The coding region runs from base 1 to 984 and encodes 327 amino acids.
AUGAUAUUUUCAUUGAUUCUAUUAUUGUCAUUGUUGCUUACAACUAUGAAUUGUAGUCUAGAGGUACCACCAGUUGGAAGUAGUGGUGUUUAUGCAUCAUAUACUAAUGUUCUAUAUGAAGCUCACCUAACUGUAAAUGAAUUACAAGCAAAUGGUACACUUAACCGAAUAUUAAAAUUGAUUGGAUUAGAUGAACAAUAUAUGGGUCCAAUGGUAUCAAGUACCAUUGAUAAAGCAAACAAUAUACUCUAUGUAACUGGAUAUGCACCUGAUAAUGCAAAAGAUACUAGUGUUUUUCUACAUACAAUUGAUCUUACAACAAACACUCAAACUGCCAAAAUAUUGUUGUCACCAAAAAAUGAACCAGAGGCAUUUAUGAUGAGUCAGAUACAAUAUGAUUCAACCUAUGGUCUGAUUGGUCUAUUUACUUGCUGGACAUCAGAUGGUGAUCUCUAUUCCUAUCUUGGAAUCAUCAACAUCACCAGUGGUAGUGUUAAUUUCUAUAAUAAAACUUUUGAAACUACAUUAUACUCAUUUGGCUACAAUGAAAAGAAUGCAACUCUCUAUUUUGUAACUUCCAGUGGCCAAGAAAAUACUGUUAUACAAUUCGAUUUGUCAUUAGGUGCUAUCGUUAGCACCAAAUCGAUUUCCAAACCAUGGUUAAUAACUAUUGCAAACAAUGCUUUAUUUGUACCCGGUGUUGAUAUGUUAGUAGUAAAUGAUUACAAUCAUUUUAAUGUUUAUUUGGCAAUCGAUAUUGUCAGUGGUGAUGUAAAACCACUGCAAUCGAUUUUUCCAAUGGAUUCGGGUGUGAAUGCUGUCACUCAUACAACAACGGGACAACCCAACAUCGUAUUAUCAAUCAUACAACGAUCAUCCGAUCAAUUGGUUACAAUUGACUUUUCAAAACUGGAUUCCAACCCAAUAAUAUCCUCAAUCAACAUGAACACUGAUAUAUACAUAAAUUCUCUUGUAUCAUAUUAA